Saprolegnia diclina VS20 is the source of this 939-nucleotide messenger RNA. RefSeq lists its product as hypothetical. Gene Ontology annotation, cellular component: cytoplasm. Lineage: Eukaryota; Oomycota; Saprolegniomycetes; Saprolegniales; Saprolegniaceae. Gene Ontology annotation, molecular function: sulfotransferase activity. The transcript has a single exon. The record is from RefSeq and is a predicted model, not a curated record. Gene Ontology annotation, biological process: sulfation. Bases 1 to 939 code for a protein of 312 amino acids.
AUGGAUCGACCGCGCGGGUUGCCGGAUCGCAAGCUCUACAAGGGCGUCAACGUCAGCAGCUUCUUUGACGAAGCGAGCUACCUCGCGUUUUGCGUCCACGAGUUUCGCCCGGACGAUGUACUCGCGCUCACGUACCCCAAGUGCGGCACGACGUACCUCCAAAAGCUCCUCUACUUGGUGACGCGCGUCGACGCCACCGGUGACAUUCCGACGUUGGAUGCCGACAAAGACGCUGCAGUCGCCUAUGGCCAGCUCUACCCCGAGUGGCUCCACCGCGACGAGACGGGCCAUCCGCCUUUUCCGUCGUUCACGCUCGACGAUAUUUUGCACCAGGCAUCGCCGCGCAUCUUUAGCUCGCACCUCCGCGCCGACCUGCUGCCGCCGCCCGUCGGCCGCGUGCUCAUCAUGUUGCGCAACCCGAAAGACGUCUAUGUCUCGCUGCAUUGCAUGCAGAACAAGCUCCACACCGUUCCGUGGUGCACCACGACGGACAACGUUGGCAGCCUCGACCGGUUCCUCCCGGGCGCCAACUGCGACGCGAUUUAUGGCGAUUACUUUGGCUACAUGCGGCAUCUACAGGCCUACGUCAACGCCUACCCCUCCCACUGCCUCGUGCUCUACUAUGAAGCAUUUCUGUCGGACUUUGACGCGCAGCUCGAAGUGCUAGCAGCGUUUUUGGGCCUCGCGAAGCUGACGCCCGCCAAGCGCCAAGCUGUUGCAGCGCAAGCGUCGUUCCGGGCGAUGCAAGCGGCGCAUGCCAACUCGAUGCGCGCGAUGCUCUUUCGAAAGGGCGAGUGCGGCGACUGGAAACACUACGUGGACGUGGCGACUGCGCAAGGAAGGUCGCCGUCAGCUGCGCAGUGGGCGCGCUUUGACGCCGAGCUCGCCGCGCUCACUGACGUGCCAAUCGCGCAGCCGCUCUGGCAGUGGAUGCACUAG